This is a messenger RNA of Cuscuta epithymum, 1057 nucleotides long. The record is from the annotation of a GenBank genome assembly. NCBI's taxonomy places the organism in Eukaryota, Viridiplantae, Streptophyta, Magnoliopsida, Solanales, Convolvulaceae.
AAAUUUCAAGCAAGAAUAAGCCUUCCAACUCGUACGUACUACAUAUUACACUCUAUCAAAUACUAUCGAAUUAUAUGAUGCCGCUAACAGUUGCUUUAGCCAUUGUAGUUGUAGUCUUAUCUGCCUCUCCAUUGGUGCGUGCAUCGGACCCUGAUAAGUUACAGGACUUUUGUGUGGCUAUCAAGGACUCUGACGCUAGUGUGUUCGUGAAUGGAAAGAUUUGCAAGGACAUAACAAAAGUAAGCGCCGAUGAUUUCUACUUGCAAGCACGAUUUAACAUCCCACGAAACUCAUCAAACCGGUUAGGGUAUGCACCGACACUAAUAGCAACUGAAAGCCUAGCAGGACUAAACACGAUGGGUGUUUCAAUAGGGCGCGAUGACUUUGGACCGUACGGAGUGAGCACUCCCCAUUUCCAUCCUCUAGCAACCGAGGUCGUCACGGUGUUAGAAGGAACAGUAUAUGUGGGAUUCAUUGACUCUAGGAACAAAUUGUAUGCCAAGACGCUUCUUCCCGGAGACAUUUUUGUCUUGCCAAAAGGACUCAUUCAUUUCUUGUACAACACUGGAGAUCGCAAUGCAGCUGUGUUUGCUGCUUUUGGGGGCCAAAACCCAGAAUCCAUCCAUUUACCCAACGACAUUUUUGGCAGCGAUCCUCCCAUUCUUCCUGAGAUUCUUAGCAAAGCUUUCCUAUUAGACAAGAAUGUGAUUAGGCGUAUCCAAUCACAGAUUCGGUCAGAACUAUCAGAGUGAGACCAGCACGCACUCAUGCACGCAUGCAGCCUAUCCAAGAGAAGUGAAGUUAGUGGUUAAUAUAAUGAAAUAUGCAUGCAUGCCCAAUCUCAAAAUAUAUACUCUGUAAUAGAUGUAUUAAUUAAAUAAAUCUAUAUUGGUGUGUGUGUGUAAUAUCAGUGUGUGUAAAAAAUAAUUGUAUGUGCCAUUCGAUGGAGUUCAGGCAUGAAUAUAUAUAACUUUAAGUUAAUGCAAAUUAAAUGAAUUAUAGAUGUAUCAACAAAUGACAAAACUAAUAGAGUACCCAAUAUAAAUAUUUAUAAUCA